AUGGCUCCUCCAAGUAAGCUUCAUAGGGCUGGCAUUCUAGUGACACCCGCGUCCGUGUCGCUUCUCAAUACCUUCAACUCCGGCCUGCUUACCGUGGCUCUGCCUGCGGUAGCCAGGGAGCUCGACAUUGCUCCGAGCGUGCAACUGUGGCCAGCAUCUGUCUAUGCUCUAGGGUUAUCGUGCGGUCUCCCUCCCCUUGGCACCAUCGCCGACGUUGUUGGUAACCGUCCCGUCUUUGUGACGGGCCUGUUAUUAUAUACGGUCUUCGCCUUGGCAGUGUCGCUCAGUCGCACUGGGGGAGAGCUCAUCGCCUUCCGCACGGCUUACCCGCGGGUCGCACCCGCGAUGUUGCUUUUGCGGUCUUUGGUGGUGGUAAUCCAGUUGGCUUCGCCAUGGGGCCCCGUCCUGGGCGGUAUCUUUGUCCAGGCCGCGAGUUGGCGCGCCGGCUACUGGAUGCCCACCAGCGUCAAUGCGGCAUUCAUGAUCCUCGCCUUCUUCUGUCUGCCUAGGCGUCUCCCGGGAUCGGAUCGAGUCCCACUGAAGAGCAUGGUCCACCGUCUUGCCCAUGAGCUAAACUGGGUCGGCGUCGGUUUUGCUAGUGCCUGUUUGGCUCUCAUGUCUUACCUCUUCUCCGAGCUGACAAACGGCGUCGCCAGCUUUAUUCGCCGGCCUCACUCCAUUGCCCUGUCAAUUGUUGCCGGAUUGCUUGUUCCAUUUUACGUCUUCUGUGAGAGUCGUCAGGAGAGACUUGGCCGCCCAGCCGUUCUUCCAAAUAGCAUUUGGCACCGACUCGAGUUUGCAACCGUCUGUCUCUCCCUCUUCCUCACCUGGUCCUGGUUCAACGCCUUUUCAGUCGACACGGGUAUGCUGAGCCUCAUCGGGGGAAUCAUGAGCAUCGCGGCACCUCUUAUCUUUGCCUUACAGGAUGUGUUGUGGAUGUACUGGAAGUCUGCCUUCCCGGCCAUGAUCACCAGCGUCAUCAGCACCGACCUCCUCUUCAACAUCAGCAACCUAAUCAUUACGAAUAACUUCCCGGGCAAGAGCCAAGCUCUCGCAGGUGGCGUCUUUAACACUGUUGCGCAGUCAGGCAACAGCAUCGGCCUGGCUGUCACUGCUAUGAUUGCGGCUUCGGUACAGGAAGCUGCUCCCGAAGUCAUGUCUCAUCUACAAUUCUUUGCGUACGAGGGACAGGGGGUUGAAAAGCAGAAAAGGUACUCCUACAGCCAGGCAGUACGAGUCGGCGAUCGCAUUGAAUGCUCGGGACAAGGUGGUUGGGAUCCGAUCACUGGAGAGUUCGAAAAGGAGAUCAACGCCCAAAUCGAUCUGGCUUUUGAGAAUGUGGAUCGAUGUCUUAAGGACGCUGGUGGCAAAGGAUGGACCCAAGUCUACCGUGUCAACUCAUAUCACGUCCCAAUCAACAAUGAAGCUCUGGAAGCGAUGGUCCGUAACUUUAGGAAGUGGAUGCCGGAUCAUCAACCUCUGUGGACCUGUGUUGGCGUUCCACGUUUGGGAGAAGAUGACAUGCGCGUGGAAAUCGAAGUUGUGGCUCAUGCUGUCUGA
Messenger RNA from Colletotrichum abscissum, 1560 nucleotides. Its product is annotated as endoribonuclease L-PSP. The transcript is spliced from 5 exons. Gene Ontology annotation, molecular function: transmembrane transporter activity. Bases 1 to 1560 code for a protein of 519 amino acids. The record is from RefSeq and is a predicted model, not a curated record. Gene Ontology annotation, biological process: transmembrane transport. NCBI's taxonomy places the organism in Eukaryota, Fungi, Ascomycota, Sordariomycetes, Glomerellales, Glomerellaceae. Gene Ontology annotation, cellular component: membrane.